Molecule: messenger RNA, 1174 nt
Organism: Pipistrellus kuhlii (Kuhl's pipistrelle)
Lineage: Eukaryota; Metazoa; Chordata; Mammalia; Chiroptera; Vespertilionidae
Product: mitochondrial import inner membrane translocase subunit Tim23
Exons: 7
Coding region: 159-788 (209 amino acids)
Biological process (GO): protein import into mitochondrial matrix
Cellular component (GO): TIM23 mitochondrial import inner membrane translocase complex; mitochondrial inner membrane
Molecular function (GO): transmembrane protein transporter activity
Source: RefSeq, a predicted model, not a curated record
GGAAGUGUGCGGCUCUGCGGACACCGGCGCCGGAAGGUCAGCGUGUGAAGGAGUCGGCGGUAACGUGCGUCCGCCCGCUGUUCCUGAGGAGCGACGGCCGAGCGCACGGCCGCGGCCUGAGGCGGUGGUGAGGGUGCCGGCCGGUUUGCUGCGAGACCAUGGAGGGCGGCGGGGGGAGCGGCAACAAAACCACCGGCGGGCUGGCCGGCUUCUUCGGGGCCGGCGGCGCUGGCUACUCGCACGCGGAUUUGGCCGGAGUCCCGCUGACUGGUAUGAGUCCUCUCUCUCCCUAUUUAAGUGUGGAUCCACGGUAUCUUGUGCAGGAUACAGAUGAAUUUAUUUUACCCACUGGAGCUAAUAAAACCCGGGGCAGAUUUGAACUGGCCUUCUUUACCAUUGGAGGAUGUUGUAUGACAGGGGCUGCAUUUGGGGCAAUGAACGGUCUACGGCUAGGAUUAAAAGAAACCCAGAACAUGGCCUGGUCCAAACCAAGAAACGUACAGGUUUUGAACAUGGUGACAAGGCAAGGGGCUCUUUGGGCUAAUACUCUAGGUUCUCUGGCUUUGCUUUAUAGUGCGUUUGGUGUCAUCAUUGAGAAAACACGAGGUGCAGAAGAUGACCUCAAUACAGUAGCAGCUGGAACUAUGACGGGCAUGUUGUAUAAAUGUACAGGUGGUCUUCGAGGGGUAGCGCGAGGUGGUCUGGCAGGACUGACACUUACUAGCCUCUAUGCACUAUAUAACAACUGGGAGCACAUGAAGGGCUCCUUGCUGCAACAGUCACUCUGAAGAUUCUGCCAGCUGUGACUAGAGGACACUUUAGUAGUCAUCCAGAGCAAUUUAUGAGUCAGUCUGGAGUUCUCUCCUAUACCUACAAAUAGUUUGAAAAAUUGUGCAGAUUUCCGAAUUGCUGUGAUGAAGAUGAUUGACUAGACUGGCUUUCCUUCCAGCCAUUAGUGAGUUGAAGCUAAAACGCUUUGGUGGCUGAGUAAUAUGGUUCUUUUUCAAGAUCUUGCACCUGUUCUCUUUGUUACCUCCUGAACUGGAAAACCACUUACUCCCAUCAUUCAGGUCAUUCUUGUUGUCAGUACUAUAUCACCAUGUUUGUUCACUUAAAAGAUCCAAGACUGUAAGAUUGCCUUGUAUUCCAAUAAAGUGUGAAAAACCAAAGUCCA